AUGGUGGGAUCUCAUAAGGUGGGGACUAAGGGUAGAGGUCCUGAUAGUGAAGUGUUGCAACCUGUGAAUGAAGUCCUUAUGCAGGUCAUUCAGGCUUUGCAGCCUACUGGAAAGUUUAUUCUUAUGAAUCUUUGCUCUUGGAAUUGUCGAGGAGUUGGUAAGAAGGAAUUUCCUACAUUGGUUAGGGACUUGAAGUUUAGAUUUAAUAUUAAAGUGUUGGCUUUAUUAGAAACUAAAAUUCAGGGAAACAGAGGGGAAACUAUUAUUAGGAAGUUGGGUUUUCCCAAAUUUUUCAAACAAGAGGCUGUGGGCUUUUCUGGUGGGAUUUGGAUUUUAUGGGAUGAUAGAGAUGUGGAGGUGGAGAUUAUCCAAUCUCAUCAUCAAUAUGUUCAUACUAAGAUUCUAUAUCUGGAGGAAAAGAAGUUUAACUUUGUUUCUUUCGUCUAUGGGAGUCCUAGGAGGAUUGAGAGGUGCUGUCUUUGGGAGGGUUUGGAGGAGUUGGCCGAAGGGAUCCAUUCUUCUUGGGUCAUUCUGGGUGAUCUCAAUUCUGUUCUUAGUCCAUCUGAGAAGGUUGGAGGGAAGAAGGUGUGCUGGAAGAGUAUUCAGGAGUUGAAAGAUUGCAUGGAGUCAUGUGGCUUAACAGAUAUUGGUUUCAAAGGUCCAAGUUUUACAUGGAAGAGGGGCGGACUCCAAGAAAGGAUUGAUAGGGCUCUAGCUAAUGAAGAAUGGAACUUAGCCUGGCCUAAUAGAGUGCUAGGUCACCUGCCUUACUUCAAUUCUGACCAUAGGCCAAUUCUUCUUGGUUGCUGUCAGGAUUCUCAUGGGAGGAAAAAUGUGAAGCAGUUCAAGUUCUUGGCUGGUUGGCUAACUAGUGCUGAUUUUGGGAAUAUUGUGAAGGACUGUUGGGAGAAGGAUGUGGAUUGGGGUACUGCUAGGAAGGAGUUUGUGGUGAAGGCUACCAAAUGGCACCAAAAUGUCUAUAGAGAGGAAAUGAGGCAGAAGCAUAGGAUUUAUGCUAGAAUUCAAGGUUUAGUAUUCAGUUGGAAGCUUGCUAUGAUAGGAAUCUUGAAAGACUUCAGGAGGACUUAUGGAAAGAAUUGGACCAGAAGGAGAUUUAACAAGGUGACUGCAAUUAAGGAUGAUGCAGGGGAUUGGUUAACUGUGGAGAAGGAGAUGGUGGAUACAGCUGUUAGUUAUUUUGAGAAUCUAUUUCGAGCAGAAAGGGAAGAGUGUGAGGAGUUUCCAAUUAAGAAUGCUUUUCCCAAGCUGGAGGAUCAGGAGGUUAAUCAGCUGGCUAGAAUGCUAGAUGAUGAAGAGAUAAGGAGAACUGUUUUUAAGAUGGGAAGGUUUAAGGCUCCAGGUCCAGAUGGGUUGCAUGCGGAGAACCUUGAAUGCAUGAGGGAAUUCAGACCCAUUAGCCUAUGUAAUGUAUCUUACAAGAUUGUCACUAAGGUGAUUACUGAUAGAUUGAGAAGUUGGAUGCCUAGGUGGGUUACUCCUAAUCAAUAUGCUUUUGUGAAAGGUAGACAUAGUGUUGAUAAUAUCCUAGUUGCUCGGGAGAUUAUUCACUCUAUGAGAAGGAAGAAAGAGAAGAUGGGAUGGAUGAUGAUUAAAGUUGAUUUGGAUAAAGCCUAUGAUAGGCUUAGUUGGGAAUUUAUUCAUGAGACUCUUAUAGAGUUGGGGCUGCCUGAGGAUUUAGUUUCACUAAUUGAUAAUUCUUCCAUUGAUCAAGCUCAUGUUAUUACUGGCUGUUCUGGACAGAAGAUUAGUAAAGAGAAAACAAGGGUAUUCUUCUCAGAGAAUGUGGGAUACAGUAGGGCUAAGGAAAUAAGUGAGUUCCUGGGUAUAGGAUCAACUCAGAAUCUGGGGAAGUAUUUGGGAGUGAUGCUUAACCACUCUAGAGUAAACAAUGCUACCUUUGGGAAUGUCCUGGACAGGGUGAAUAGGAGGUUGUGUGCUUGGAAUGCUAAAUCUUUAUCCUUAGCUGGGAGGCUAACCUUAGCCAAAUCAGAGCUAUUUGCUAUGCCUACAUAUGCAAUGCAGACUGCCUGGUUGCCUAAAACUGUUUGCAAUGACAUUGAGAAGCAGACUCGUGGUUUCAUAUGGGGAUCUACAAGAGAUAAGAGGGGAACUCACCUUGUCAAAUGGGAGAGGAUGUGUUCUGCUAAACAGCUUGGAGGUGUCCGGUUGAGGGACUUAAGGAAAUUUAAUCAAGCUUUUAACACGAAGGUGGGCUUUGGAUUAUUGACUAAUAAAGAUGCUUUGUGGGCUAGAGUAUUGAGGAACAAAUAUAAAUUAGAGGAUGGAUUAACUCCUCAGAUUUCCAAGUCUGGCAGUACUAGCAAUAUCUGGAGAGGCAUAUGUGCAUCCUGGGAUAAUGUGUUGGAGGGGACCAGGAUCUCAAUUGGUAAUGGCAGGGGAACCAGGUUCUGGUAUGAUUGUUGGGUUCCUGGCUUUGGGAAGCUUAUUGACAGAAUUGUUGCUUCUGUACCAGAUGAAGACAAUAGUUAG
Molecule: messenger RNA, 2511 nt
Organism: Gastrolobium bilobum
Lineage: Eukaryota; Viridiplantae; Streptophyta; Magnoliopsida; Fabales; Fabaceae
Exons: 5
Coding region: 1-2511 (836 amino acids)
Molecular function (GO): catalytic activity
Source: RefSeq, a predicted model, not a curated record